Molecule: messenger RNA, 1589 nt
Organism: Leptidea sinapis
Lineage: Eukaryota; Metazoa; Arthropoda; Insecta; Lepidoptera; Pieridae
Exons: 9
Coding region: 197-1360 (387 amino acids)
Source: RefSeq, a predicted model, not a curated record
CGAUAGAGCCGGCUGCACGCACGAAAAAACAUGACUCAUGCGGCGUUACCUCGCUCUGAGGCGUUCCAUGUAAGGCUUGAAGUGCAAGCGAGAGCGCGGAACGAGCGACAAAGAAGCACAAUCGGCCUUAGCGUUCGGCAGCGUUCGACAUCAGAAUAACACAGAUUGUGAACAUGAUGUGCCCCAUGAGAGACGCAUGGCCGCGUUGACAGCUGUUCAUUUGGUCAGCCAGGUGUUGGAGGAAGCCAACGUCAUUGCGAAUGCAGCCUAUGAUUCAGGACAGCCAUGGAAAUAUGUGCUAGGAUUGCAAAAGAUGGCUGGCUGCCUAGACGCAACGUAUGUUACAGACUCCAUUCUGUUAGUCCCCAAUGGAGACAAGGAGAACUUUAACGAGAGCAAGAUUAAUAGUAUCAUGACAUCCACACCACAGAAACUCGACAACAUAAUCCACGGUAACACUGAAUACAUGUUGAUUGGACAAGGAGAUGAAGUUUUCAAUGACGAUAGUGACACCACGAAAUCAACGUCAUUGUUCAUUAAUAAUCUAUUCGAUCUGAGCGAUGUGGAGCUCACAGCGUACUGCGACGAAUCAGAAACACAAGAUAUAAUUGAAACGGAUAUUUUGGUGACUAUGAAGAGUGUAAUGGAGUCGUUUAUAAAUUCCGCGUUAAAUCGCGCUUUUGGCGAAGAAACUGUAGCUCAAAGUAAAACACCUUCUGACGUUUCAAGCCAAUCCAGCUAUUCUUAUAUGGAUGACGCAACGUUCCCAACUUUAAAAGAUGACAUUUUGAAUAAUUAUGGAGAGGGAUCUAACAUGGUGGUGCCAGUGGAAAAUCACGACGCAAAUAUUGACAAGGUUGAUCUUGCGUCAUACGAAAAUGCGUUUCUGACAUUGAAUCGUGAGGAACAAUGUUCCGAGAACCAAGAAGAACCAAUAACAUUAGCGGAACCGAAUCCGUCGACACUUCAAGAAGUUAGCUUAGUGGAAGAUGGAUCGGGUGAUUUGAUUCAAGCUCACGAAGAGAAGAUUAAGGAGUUCACUGCAGUAUCAAAGUCAUCGACGAUGGCUUCCAAGCGGAGUACCCUUGCCCGCCGGUGUCGCUCGCAGGGUGCGCGACUCUUGGCUUGCCUUCGAGGAUGGUGGUGGAAACGUAAAGUGCUUGGCAAGAGGAAGGAAUCAAGACAUGGUUCUAUAUGUGGGAAGUGUCCAAUAUCGCCUGAGGCUCGAUGGAGAGCAGCCAGUCUCCUGGACAACCAUCGCUCGCCGUCGCUCCAGAACUACAUCUGGAAGUUCAACACUGUCAAUGAAGCUCUAGUCCACUCGUCCAGAUGGAAGGACAUCUCAUCAGAAAUUAAUUAAUUUUGAAAACUAUUGAAUUAUGUUAUACUGUCUGUAAAAAUUUAUCGUAGAUUAAUAAAUUAUAAAUUCAUUUUUUAUAUUAUUUAUAACGAGCGCCCGUACGCGAAUUUGUCUGCAUAUGAUUUCAUUUAAUACCUACAUGACGAUGGGUCCUUUAAGCUGGAUUUUUUUUUAAAUAAUAUAACCUCUGUUUUAAAAUAAACGCAGUCUAUGGCUGAGCUGAUCUAAA